AUGCAAUAUAUCUCCGUAGCGGCCACGGCGGUCUUCGCAACGUUGAUAUACUACUUCAUCGACUACAUAUUCUGGAGCAUGAUAGAGGGUUGCGUUUUCUACGCCGUUGUGUUGUACUUCUUCAAAUCGGAUACACCCAAUAACAUAGAUCCGACAGGAAAGGCUACACUCAUCACUGGAUGUGAUGCAGGGUUUGGUAAUAUGCUGACGCGAGCGCACAAGCUCGGCUUUACGGUGUUCGCUGGCUGUCUGAACGACAACACAGAGGGGCCGCGAGAACUGCAGAGCAAGUUCGAGGAGAGGAUGCACGUGCUGAAGAUGGAUGUGACGAAGGAUGGGGAAGUGAAGGAUGCCCUCAACAUUCACGGUGGAUGCCCAGUGGAGCAGUGCAGCUUGCAGUUCUACAAAAAAGUGUGUGCAGUCAAGCUGAACGGGGCCAUAAGAGUGUCCAAAGCUUUCCUGGCACUUCACGGUUUAGAAGCUUUCUCUGAUGCGUUGCGGAAAGAGAUGAGGCGAUUUGGCGUGCAAGUGAUUGAGCCAGGACAUUUCGGGGGAGCAACAGCCAUUCUUCGCGAACACAAUCUGUCGCUCGGAGUUCUCCGUGUUACCCUUUCCGAGGUUGCACAGUUGCAAGACACAUUCGGACUGUCUCAUUCCCGUUCUUUUACGAGACGCUUGAUACUUUUCUGUUAUUGCAUGCAGAUUGAUAUGUUCAGAAGGAGACUGUUUGACGGUUUCAACUCGGCCAGUGACGACGUCAGGAGGGUGUACCCACAACAACUGGCAGAACAGGUUGUCAAUGACCUGUACACCACUGCAAAGAAAUCAACGACAUCAUGCGACACCGUCCUUGACAUCAUGGAACGUCAGUUGGUUGAAGUCAAUGUCAGCCCGAGAUAUCUCAUCGGGGGAACGAAUUCACUUGUGGACUUUCGUGUGACUGCCGCCAUAGACCUGAAAUAA
Molecule: messenger RNA, 963 nt
Organism: Haliotis rubra (blacklip abalone)
Lineage: Eukaryota; Metazoa; Mollusca; Gastropoda; Lepetellida; Haliotidae
Product: short-chain dehydrogenase/reductase family 9C member 7-like
Source: RefSeq, a predicted model, not a curated record